Molecule: messenger RNA, 3891 nt
Organism: Knipowitschia caucasica
Lineage: Eukaryota; Metazoa; Chordata; Actinopteri; Gobiiformes; Gobiidae
Source: the annotation of a GenBank genome assembly
AUGUUUGAAUUUAAACACAUAUCCAUAUUCUGUCUUCCAGCUCUGAAGCCAGAACGACUCCACCUAGUGGCCUGUGGGAGGAACCACACACUUGUCUGCACAGUGGACGGGCAGCUCUUCUCCAGCGGUGGGAACAGUGAGGGACAGCUGGGCCUUGGAGACUGUGAUGAACGGACAACCUUCCACAGAGUCCAGCUCAACGCUCACGGACCAAUCAAAGUGCUCGCUGCUGGCUCCAACACGUCGGCCGCACUCACAGAGAGCGGGCAGCUGUUCAUGUGGGGCGAUAACUCGGAGGGGCAGAUCGGUCUGGGCAAACAGAGCCAUGUGUCCAGACCUCAGGAGGUGACUGUAGGCAGACGAGUCAGAUCUGUGUCCUGCGGCUACUACCACUCCGCUCUCAUCACAGUGGAUGGGGAGCUGUUCACGUUUGGAGAGACAGACUGUGGUAAACUGGGUCUGAGUGCGGAGCAGCUGAGCGGGCACCGGCUUCCCCAGAGAGUGAGGGGCAUCAGUGACCCAGUGCGGAGGGUGUCGUGUGGAGGGGGUCACACUGUGGCCUUGACAGAUGAGGAUGUGUACACAUUCGGCUUGGGGCAGUACGGACAGCUGGGACAUGGCACUUUCAUUUUCGAGUCUCGACUCCCGCGACACGUGGAGCAUUUUAGGAAAGGACGAGUUUGUGACGUGAGCUGUGGAGAGAACCACACUGCUCUGAUUACAGACAGUGGUUUGCUGUACACGUUUGGGGACGGCCGUCAUGGAAAGCUGGCUCUGGGAGAGGAGAACUUCACAAACCAGUUCAAGCCCACGCUGUGUCCACGCUUCCUCAGUUUCACCAUCCAGACGGUGUCGUGUGGUGGUUGUCACAUGGCGGUGGUGGCGAGGCCCAGGCUGGACUCUGAGGCCGAGUUGAGUCUGGAGGAAGAUGAUAGCACGGAGGACCCCCUGGAGCGACCCUACGUGGAGUUGUAUGAACACGACCGCAAUUUAAACCACGACCAGACCGACGGCAGCCUGGGGCGGAGCCUGUCUGCCCGGGUGCGCCGCCGCGAGAUGGAAAGGUCUCCAGAACAGUUUGGAUCCAUUUUCAAAAGUCUUCCCAUGUCUGUAACUACUGUUGGGCUCCUACCUCCACCAUCGGCCAAUCAGAAGCUUCUCCAGCCCCUGUCAUCCAAUCAGAGACAGCAAUUGCCCUCAGAGGAAAAGAGAAAGGUGCAGAGCGGCAAGAAGCAUCACGGAGAGACCUGCAGUGUUGCAGAGAGCUUGUCGGACUCUGAGAGCGUGGCUGGUUUGGGCGACAGCACAGACUUCCUGAACGUGACUCAUGUGAUGCAGAUGGACGAAGCCGAUAGCAGUGACAAGACUCUCACUCUGUCCCCAGUGCAGAAGAGGAAAGUUAAACCCGGUAAGAAAGCAAAACUUCACAAGGAGCAGCUCCGGAACGAGAAAAACUCUACUUCCACCGCUUCCAGUGCGCCCACUAAACCCCAGAGACUCAGAAGCUCCAGUGCAAGCUCGCCGGGGUCGAAGAGUGCUAAUCAGAAAAUGGGCAAAGAGAACAGGCAGGACCCUGAAGCGAAAAGGAAAGCUGAGAAAGAGCCCAAAGAGAGAGCGCGUUCGCAAACUACAAAACAGCUGCAGCCGGUGAAGGAGAAACAACGCUUGAGUUCGGAAAGUAGCGCACGCGAUUUGUCUCAUUUACGUCGUAGAAAGGCGGGGAAAAAAGCAGAGAAGCUAACAUUAGCGGCCAGUAGCAACACAGAGACAAAUCACACCAAAAGUCAAUCUACAAUCUCGCUGAGAACUCUGCAGAAAGAGUCACAAAAGAUAAUCACAAAAGCUAAAGGCGAUGAUAAGUCUGGGAAAAAGUCUAAAGAUUCAGCGCAGAAUAGUGAACCGGAGAGCGCACCACACGGUUUGGGGGCGCUACAAAGAGCAGACCAUAAAUUUACCACAACUAAACUUAAAAACAACAAAGGCAAGAAAAAGUCUAAAGACAACGCAAAGACGAGCGAAUCAGAGAGUGAAAUGGAUAGUGUGCGGAAGCUUGACAAAGCGUUUAGCAGCGUCACUGAGACGAGCAGAACUCAACCUAAAGACACGCUAACGCCACAGAAAGUACUGAGAAAUAAAGCGGCCAAAAAAAAGAUUUCUAAAAAGUCUAAAAACAAAGAGCAGGGGAGCGAGUCUGAGAGCACGUCGGCCGGUUUGGGGAAGCUAGCCGGUGGGGCUGCGUUAGCUUUGGCGGCGGGGGCGGCAGGAGCUACACUAGUGCGCGAAAUCACGUCACAAAGUGAAACACAAACCGAGCCGAGCGUUCGCCGUCUUAGCCACAAAAUGUCGACGGUCAGCAUCAACGUGAUCCCCGACAGUCCGGACAGAGAGCAGCGAACGAGCGCUGACGUCAGCGAAGUGGAGGAAGAGGAGGAAGAGGAGGCAAGCCAAAGCACAGCUACAAAGUCAGACCAAGACAGUAGAUCCACGAGCAAAACGAGCAAGAAAUCACAACAUACGAAAAAAGACAAGAGUGAAAGUAUCGAGAAAUCUGACCAAGAGGAGAGCGAGUCUACGGUGAAGAAAUCGGACGUUACAGAUGAGGAAGAGGAGGGGGAAGAGGAAGAAGGAGAGAGCGACAGUUCGGUGAAUAAAUCGGAAGAAGAUGAAAGCCAGUCAACCACAAAAAAAUCUGACACUACUGAAGAUGAGAGCGAAUCUACAGUGAAAAAUUUGGAAGAUACGGACAAAGACGAAAGCGAGUCGACUGUCAAAAAUUCAGAGGUUACAGAUGAAGAGGAAGAAGAGGAGGAGGAGGAAGAGGAAGAGGGUUCAGCGGAUAAGUCAGAAGAUACAGAUGAAGACGAAAGUGAAUCAACAGUAAAGAAAUCUGAGACGGAGGAGGAGGAGGAGGAGGAGGAGGAGGAGGAGGAAGAAGAAGAAGGCAGUGAAAGUUCAGCUUCGAAGGAGGAUGAAAGUGAAGAAGAGGAGGAUGAGGAGAGUAAAAGCAGUGCAGGGAAAACCAAAGAGGAAGCCGAGAGUGAGGAAGAGGAGGAGGGAAGUGACAGCACAGAUAAUAGAAGCGAAGAGGAGGAGGAUGAGAGCAGUGAGGCCGAGGAAGAGGAGCAGGAUAGUGAGGAGGAGAGCAGUCAGUCCGAGGAGGAGCAGGAUAGUGAGGAGGAGAGCAGUCAGUCCGAGAAGGAGGAGGAGAGUAGUGAUGAAGAGGAGAGUGAAGAUGAAAGCAGUGAGGAAGAGGAGCAGAGGAAAAGCAGGUCUCGCAGGGCUGGGGUCAGAGGGCAGGCCGCAGAUGAAGAGUUCUGGGAGGACAGGUGGCACCAGCAAGACUCAGCGCAAGAAGAGGACGCAGCAGCGGAGCCGAGGGAAGAGAAGGUUGGUGAUGAAGAGUGUGACGUUGAAGAGUCUAGAUCAGACGACAGUUCAGACGAAACCGUGGAAACUCCAGAGCAGGAAGGGGAGUCUGAAGAAGAGGAGUCAACUUUGCAGGAGCCCAAAGGUGCGCAACAGGAAGAGAUGCCCAGAGAGGAGGAGCCAAACCAUGAGACUGAACAACCAACCAAUGGCACAACUGAAAGCUGCUCCGACAGCCAAUCAGGACGCUCCAAAAAGUUGUCCCUCUUCAGAAAACUCUCCUUCUCUCGGUCGAAGCAGAUAGACCCACCUCCUCCCUCUGCCCCUGCCCCAGCUCAGAGCUCUGUCAGCGGGGACACACAGACAGACACCCCUCUUCCUUCUGCCCUUGCCCCAGCUCAGAGCUCCACCAGCGGGGACACACAGACAGCACAGGCCCCUGACCCUGGAGGAGUGAACAGGGGGCCUUCGGUCAGAGCCUUCCCCAGACGGAGCGCCUCGUCUGGGGCCUGUGUGCUGCUCUGA